This is a messenger RNA of Anopheles maculipalpis, 1373 nucleotides long. Its product is annotated as zinc finger protein 32-like. Gene Ontology annotation, biological process: regulation of transcription by RNA polymerase II. The record is from RefSeq and is a predicted model, not a curated record. Lineage: Eukaryota; Metazoa; Arthropoda; Insecta; Diptera; Culicidae. The transcript is spliced from 4 exons. The coding region runs from base 45 to 1373 and encodes 442 amino acids. Gene Ontology annotation, cellular component: nucleus. Gene Ontology annotation, molecular function: zinc ion binding; DNA-binding transcription factor activity, RNA polymerase II-specific; RNA polymerase II transcription regulatory region sequence-specific DNA binding.
AGUUGCUCCAGUGUUGUUGUUUAUCACAACACUUUCCUCACGGUAUGAUCGGUAUGGAACCUCAAGGAGUACAAAAUAUCUGUCGAUUUUGUCUGUGCCAGGACGAAAAUCUGCUCCGUCCUAUAACCAGAACACUAAACACCUCACUUACACUCGAAGAUAUCGAAAGUUUCAGUGGUUUAAAGAUAAACGCGAAGGAAAGUAUGUAUUAUGUGAUAUGUUUUAGAUGUGCACAAACAUUAAGAAGUUGCUCCAACUUUCGUCAAUCUUGCUUGAACAAUGAUGCACAAUUUCAAGAGCUGCUCGAGGUGUUAAUUGUCAGUGCUGAAAAUAUCCCGUGUGAAACAGUUGAACUAUUAGAGGUUGAUGCAAACGAUCCGUUAAAUUUACAUUUUGAUGUUGCUCACUAUGAUGAUGAUGGCAAUGAUGACGACAAUGUUGGUGACGAUGAUGAUGAUGAUGAUGAUGAUGAUGAAGAUGAUAUUGUCACCAGGAGACACCAGAAGUCCUACAAACAGGAAACAGAAACUUAUUCUGCUAAUAGAAUUGAUAUCGGUGAAUAUUCUUCCUCCGACAACGAUGAGCCAGAGCAUCAGUAUAAGCGUCCGCGAGCAUACAAUAGCAAAGAGAAUGAAUUACAUUGUUAUGGUAUAGCAUCACGUGACAGUCCCUUAGAGGAGGAAAAACUAAAGACGAACGUAAUUAACACAAAACGAACCAGAGAAUCUUACGCUCCGCAAGUGCUAUGCUGCGAGUGUGGUAAAUUGGUAACAAACAUUUCAUAUCACAAGCAACUGCAUAGAAACGAAAAGAAGCACGCUUGUCCACACUGUCCGAUAAAAAUGACCAGUAAAGGAAAUCUUGUGAAGCAUAUACAAGCUGUGCAUCUUAAACUCAUAUGCAAAACGUGCAAACUGUGCGGCAAAGGUUUUACCAGCAAUAAUUCAUACCUAUCGCACAUGCUUACUAAACAUGGCAUUGGGAAACAAUCCAAGUGCAAUGUGUGCUCGAGAUUAUUUAAUCACCGAUCGAGCUUGGCUGAUCACAUGCAGAGAACUCAUUCGGAUGUAAGGAAUUUGGAAUGUGAGACUUGUGGCAAGUUGUUCAAAAUGCGAAGAGCGCUGACGAUUCACAUGCGUGUUCACUCCACGGAACAACCGUACCAGUGUAGGCAAUGUCCAAAGCGUUUUAAAAGUAGUUAUGCUAGAAACAUUCACGAAAUGACACAUAGUGGCAUAGUGUUUGAAUGCGGCAUUUGUGGCAAAACGUACCGCUACAAAUCACUUCUCAACAUGCACAUCAGAAAGCAGCACCCGAAAGUGAUGGUUGAGAAUGAAGAGGAACCGGAAGGGCCCAGCAUUAGCUAUGAGUGA